Molecule: messenger RNA, 828 nt
Organism: Auxenochlorella protothecoides
Lineage: Eukaryota; Viridiplantae; Chlorophyta; Trebouxiophyceae; Chlorellales; Chlorellaceae
Exons: 6
Coding region: 1-828 (275 amino acids)
Biological process (GO): regulation of DNA-templated transcription
Molecular function (GO): double-stranded DNA binding
Source: RefSeq, a predicted model, not a curated record
AUGGCUAAAGCUUAUCCCGCCAUCUUGAGGGCAGACCCUGGGGACAUGCAAGCAAACGCUGAUGCGCUGAGUCGGCUGGGAUUUAGCCAGCGGGACGUGCGCGUGCUUUGGAGGGGGUAUCCGCCCAUCGCCUACCAGACCGGUAAUCGCAACCCCAUCCCACGCAUCGCUUCGCUGAUUUCCUGGAUGCGGGGCUACGGUGUCACGCAGGAGGACGCCGUGUGCAAAAUUCGAUGGUCUCCCAAGGUGACGACGACCUCCAUCACCAACAGGCUGGAACCCAACAUACGGUGGGUGGCAAGGACCCUGGGCAUCCCGCACGCUGAUGCUGCCAAGGUCUUGCUUGGUGAUGUGCACAAGCUGCAUGGCACCCAGUCCACGCUGAAGAGAAUUUUCGAUGCCGCGCAGUCCAUGGGCUUCACGCAGAAGGAACUUGCGAGUAUCUGCAUCCGGCACCCCAUGUUCAUGGAGAUCGGGUUCCACCGCCUGGACACCCAGCGCAAGAUGCAGUUCAUGCGCGAGGAGCUGGGUGUCGACCUGGUGGAGGCCAUGCGCAAGAACCCCAGCGUCUUCAGGUUCUCCCUCCUCCGCAUCACCUCUCGCAGCAUCUUUGCCAGGGAGAGGAGAGCGACGCAUCCGCACGUGAAGACCUACGGCAUUCAUGCCCUAGUGGACAUGACGCCGAGCAAGUUUCUGGAGAGAAUGGAUGCCACUCCCGAGGAGUUUGAAGCCUGGAUGGAGGCCUGGGUAAAGACCCCACAAGCCCUCCGAUGGCUGGAAGGGACCCGAUACUUCAACAGACCCCGAGAGAAGUGCUGGGGGAAGUAG